Molecule: messenger RNA, 757 nt
Organism: Ixodes scapularis (black-legged tick)
Lineage: Eukaryota; Metazoa; Arthropoda; Arachnida; Ixodida; Ixodidae
Product: cuticle protein 16.8-like
Exons: 2
Coding region: 25-597 (190 amino acids)
Cellular component (GO): chitin-based extracellular matrix
Molecular function (GO): structural constituent of chitin-based larval cuticle
Source: RefSeq, a predicted model, not a curated record
CUCAUCAGCCUGCUCGGCCUUUCCAUGGCACAAGACCACAAUGACGAUUCCGGAGUCUAUGCUCCGUACCCCUAUUCCUUCGGCUACGACACAACGGACGAAUCAGGAACGCGACUCACCCAGUCCGAAACAGGGGACGAAGACAACGUCAAGCGAGGUUCCUACAGUUACAGCGACGCCAACGGACUCUACAGGGUGGUCAACUACAUCGCUGAUAAGGACGGAUUCCGAGUGACUAUUGAUACCAACGAACCGGGCACCAAAACGUCGGCGCCCGCGGGUGUCCAGAUCAACUCCCAGGCAGUUGAGCCUCCCCACCCAGUUGGCCUCCCAAAUCUGGCCAGCUCUAAACCACUGGUUCCGGCUACAGUUAGGGCACUGACCCCUGUUCCGGUUGUAUUGCCUCCGAUACCAACUUCGUCUCCGUCUGCGGCUAGAUUCGUGGCUCCUGUUACCUUCAACGAACAUUCGUUCCUGGUGCAGCCGCAGCAAGUUCCUGAUUCUGCCGUUGCAGCGGGGCGUGGGGGCGCCGGGACGACACGGUUUGCUUUAGGUGGUAACGUACCUCUGACGUAUACCUUCGGAAAGGCCCCUUAACUGAUUGUAUUUUUAAAUUAUUUCAGCACAAUAAUUUUUUUUAUUUUUAUCACAAUGCUGGCCGCUAAAGUACACGUUUGGAAAGGCACCUACAGUGGUUGUAGUUUCCAAUUGUAUGAACGGAAUGAACUCAAUAAAUACUGUGUUGCUGCUUCUAACU